Molecule: messenger RNA, 3429 nt
Organism: Sycon ciliatum
Lineage: Eukaryota; Metazoa; Porifera; Calcarea; Leucosolenida; Sycettidae
Exons: 24
Coding region: 673-2877 (734 amino acids)
Molecular function (GO): protein binding
Source: RefSeq, a predicted model, not a curated record
GUAUCGGACGGCGGGAAUAGUGCCUGUCCUACAAAUGGGUGUGUAACGAAUUGAUAUCGACGCUGGUCUGAAGUUCCGUUGCUCACCUCAGCCAGGCUGCGUCUCGACGUCCGUACGUGUUUGAUGGACAUGUUAUGUUACUGUAGCACCUGAAAAACUCAGAGGAAACUAAUUACUUCAACAAGCCUAGUGAUUACUAGUAGACAAUGAUUAUCGUUGCUUUCUGUUCAACCGUACUUUGUCAAGCUAUUGGCAGUAUUGCGUAUUGUGGGUGCCCGGGUCCAGACUUGCUCUUCCGCCGCUGCCGCACUCAGUGAGCUGGUCAAGCGGGACAAGCUAGAGUACCCCGAGAAGGCACGCCGCUCGCGUAGUCGCUUCGCCAAAUCCCGACCCAGAACAACAGGCAGCCCUUGACUUGAGUUUGUUGGAGGCACUCGGCUCUGCGGUGCUCUCUGCGCCAGUUCACAAACUGAUGCACAGUCUAGGAGUAGGACCACAGUGUACCCACCCUGUGUGAAUGUUCUUGACUGACUACAACAGACUCGACGAAGACCAGCUUGGAGUUGCAUGUGAAUAGCAUAGACGUGAAGAAACCGGUACUCACACCACACGCUGGUACACGGAUCGGUGGUUGACUGUCGUUACUGUUGGUCAAGUAGUCUGGACGAGAAGAUGACUCAGCAACCGGCACAGGAUAAACUCAACGGGGAGGCUUACGAGAAGCAGCUGAAGCAAGAGGUUCUUCUACUGGAUGAUGAGAUCAUCAAACAGCUUGCCGAUGGCGACAUCCCCGAUGUUGAGGCAGAAGGCUUUUCCGAAUCUGUGCGGAUCCUGAAAGCAGAGGACAGGGUUACCUCACAGCCUGUAGCAGCAACUAUCAAAACGACACCAUCAGUGACUGAUGAGUUUGUACGCGGCUUCCUGGUGCGUAAAGGGAUGAACAAAACACUGAGAGUGUUUGAAGAAGAGUGGAUCGAGCUGGCAGAGAAUGGACAGCUACACCCGGAAGAUGUCAACAACUUUCCAGAUGUCUAUUCAGAAAAUGAAUACCUGAACGGUCAAGUCACCUUUCUCCGAGAAGAAAUGGCCACUCAAGAUGCUAUAGCUAAGAAGGCGAUAAGGAACUUUGAGAGGGUAAGCUUGAUACGUGACCAUCACAGAGUCCGCGACCGGCAGUCGACAUUGGAGCUGCGGUCACUCAAUGCCAAAAUGAAGCGCAUGUCCGCACAUUACGAGAGCUAUGAGCCAACUCUGCGCCAACUCAAAGAGAAGUUUGAUGUAUUAUUUCGUGAGAAAUCCAUGGCAAGCCUGGAACUGGAGAAGACAAAGAAAGAGCUAUUGUCCCUGAAGGCAACGAUUGCACACGAGUCUAAUGUGAACGAGACGGUUAGAAAUGCCCAGCGGAACACCACCACCAUACCAAUGUCCACCAACGUGCGAGGCAAGGUGGCAGUGCCUCGAGAUCCGCUGUCGCCCGCUGCGAUACCAGGAAGUGGAGAGGCUAACCCAUUGGCACCACCUGCACCGCUGGCAAGGAGAGAGCUCGACGUUGACGUGGAAAAGCCGGCCGGCGGCAACAACAUGGCAACGCUGACAAAUGGUAAUUUGCAGACUGACGACACGUUGGCAUCGGUGAGUGGCCAAACUGCCCCCAUGACAGCACCAGGAGACACUACCGCUGCUGGUGAUUACUUCCGGAGAGUGCUGGAUGAGAUGAUCCCAGUCAACGACGCCGGCACCAGUGGUCUAAGUGCAGACGAGAGCAGGGAACAUGGGAGUGCGCUGAUUUCCGACGCCGUGCGUGAAUCGGACACAGGACAUGGUGUAGUGAAAGGAUCAGCUACAAUGCCGUCUCGACGGGACGACGGACCAAUUGAUCUGGCCCCUAUGCCGGACUUGGUCAAGCCGCCUGGGAAACCACCAACGUUUGCUAGUCUUCAGGAGGUGUCCAUUGACCCACGCAAAGGGUUCGGCUUGGAAUACUCGUUCGCUACCCAUGACAGGGGAAUUGUCAAAAUGUGCCUUGCUAGGGACAACAGCCUGGCAGUGACUGUCGGAAAUGAUCGCUUGUGGCAUUCCUGGAAGCUUCCGAGUGGCGAACAUCUGAUGACAGGGGAAGGUCAUCUACAAGGAGUGACAUCGGCAGACCUCUCAGCUGACUCGACGAUGCUGGCCACGACCUCUGCCGACUCGACAGCUCGUAUCUGGGAUUUCUGUAGCGGAGAGUGCAAGUCCAUUCUGGACAUGGGUGGAGUGAGCCAUGCUUUCGCAGAACCAUGUCUGUGGGACUGUGCAUGGAACUGGAAUGGGCAGUGUCUGGUGGUGACCUCCUCCUCUGGCAAAGUAGCGCUAUUCGACACUGAAACAUCACGCAUGUGUCGUCAGCUACUAGGACACACCGGGUCUGCAAACGCCUGCGUCUUCCUUCCAUACUCGUACCUGUUCUGCACAGCGGGUUCUGACGCAACCGUUCAGCUUUGGGACAUUCGGACAAAUAAAAGCGUGGAGACGUUCAUAGGACACAGGAAUGCUGUCAACUCUCUAACCACUACACAGCAAGGUGAUGUCAUUGCAUCAGGUGAUGCAGCCGGUGAUAUACACAUGUGGGAUGUGCGCUCCGCAUCGGAAGUCUACGAAGCCAACGUGACAACAAGCGGCAUCAAUGACCUGGCCUUCGACCCAAAUGGUGAUGUGAUUGCGUCAGCAUUGGACGACGGUUCAGUCUGUGUGAUAAACAGCCAUUCCGAAGUGGCUGGUAGCUUCAAAGGUCACCUAUCAUCGUGUAGAAGCUGCUCGUUCGAUGUCUCUGGAAACUGGCUGUGCACUGCGGGAGGAGAUGGACUCAUUAACAUCUGGUCUCAGACUGAAGAGCACUGACCUAAUGCAGGCAACGUGCUGGCACAAACACAAUGGGACACUAAUGUUACUACUUGAUGUAAAUGGCAGUAUUAGUUUUCACUUCUUUAUCAAUUAAAACAAGCGUUUCGGAGACAGCAGUUUUAAAUGUCAUUGAUGACUGAUGUCACUGAUGUCAUUGAUGACUGAUGUCACUGAUGUCAUUGACGACUGAUGUCACUGAUGUCAUUGAUGUCACUGAUGAAUGUAACAUUUCACAUUUUACUCCUACAUGUUGACAUUUAGGAAAUGCUUACAGUGCAAUUAGUCGUCCUUGUCCGCUCGAUUUGUAGAAGAUUGAUGAUGCCCUGUAAUCUGUCCCAGAAAACAUAUAUGCUAGUCCCCUGCAUAUCAUCUCUCUGACGUUAUCUCUGCUAAAGUAAAUACAAGUACAUGCAUGCAUGCAUGUACUUGUGUUUCAUUGUCAAUGGCUACUUGAGAUCACUACUGCUGUACUGAAUAGCAAGAAUGUUGCUACCUGUUAUAGUGCAUUGAAAACGAGUUUGUAAUGGUGAUGUAGCAUUCCACUUAAAA